AAUGUCACCUCCAUUAAUUUAAACAAUGGAGUUGGGAGUUAAAACAAGUGGAGUAGGUGUACCAACCAAGAUAAAAGACAGCGGACGCGGUUUCUUUCUUUCGGUAAAGCACCAGCUAAUAAGAACAUCAGCCGAUCUUUAUCACUAUCUGAACGCUGUACUAGUGCUGCUCCUCUCACUCUGCCUUAUGAUCGUUGACGUCGCCACUCCUCGAUUCUCACUUUGCUGCUUUAAUUUGUCACUUUCAACCUCUUCCUUGCCUCGAUCGCUUCUCUUCAUUCAAAACUCUGGUACAUAGCUUCCCAUUCCCUUCCUUGCUUUAUUUAUUUUUUUCGAAUUUCCAUGUUAAGUCCAUCAUCCGUUUCUUUUGUGGAUAGAUUUUUCUAAGGAUAUUGACCAGUGAAUGGUGAUGAUUCUUUGACAUUUAAUUUUCUUUAGAUCUUGACUUAUAUAUCUUUGCACUUUAUACGGUUUAAUCAAGUUUAAUUAUCUUUUAUUGUUUUACCUUGUUUCUAUACAUGUUUCUUGUUCUUUAUAGAAACGUUUGGUUUGAGUUGGAAGAGUGAGGAAAAAAUUGCUCUAUUUAGUUAUAAAAAGAAUUACAGGGGAGAAAGUUUUUUACUUUAAUUUUUUUUAAUAAAUGGAGGGAGGAGAAGAAAGAAGGAGAGGGAGAAAAAUAAAAUGAUAUAACAUCGUACCCCCGAUCGAUCAAGGAUAGGAGGUUGUAUCUUGCCAGAUCUAGCCGAAUAAUUAUUUAUUAUAAUU
Messenger RNA from Rubroshorea leprosula, 765 nucleotides. NCBI's taxonomy places the organism in Eukaryota, Viridiplantae, Streptophyta, Magnoliopsida, Malvales, Dipterocarpaceae. The record is from the annotation of a GenBank genome assembly.